CUCGGCUUAGUGGAAAACCUCGAGCACGAAAGAACCUCCAACCCUGAUAACACGAUGAAGACGUGGCCUCACCAAGGUCCCCGUCUUCGCCUCAGGCAUUAUAUCUCUGGGCGGUCUGGUCUGACACAUCUGCAGAACAGACCCAGAGGGCCAGGGUUAAGCCAGGGGCCCAUUCUUGCUGCACCAGGAAAGGCGGGCUCCCUGCAUCCGCUUACGGGCGACCUCGCUCGCGCCUCCCGUGACCGACGGCACCGCGGAGCCCGCGCUGCCCCUCUCCGGGGAGCCGCCGGAGGAGGAGUGGAACCUCUUCGACGAUCGGCCUGCUGCCUCGCCGGAUCCUGGAGCGCCGGCCGCUGGCGGCGGCGGCGGCGAGGUCCAGCGGCUGGGGCUGAAGGACCGCACCAUGGUCGCAGCUGCGACUCUGGAGGCCCCGCUUCGCCGGCGAGACCGCCCCGGCGCGGCCCGCGUCGCCUGCGCGCCGGUGUCCCCCGCGGCCCUCGCGCUCACGGGCGGCUGCCUCGGCCUCUGGGUCCUGGCGGCCUGCGGCACGGCCAGCUGGGAUGCCCUCCUGGCGCCCGGCGGCUCCGGGCGCCCUACCGUCUGGAAGAGCAUUGGCCAGAAGGUGCCGGAGCUCGUGCGGGAUCCUCGUUGGGACAGGGCUCGCUUCCAUUUGAUGACCGUCAUCAUAUGGUCGCACUGGGUGGGCAAGUGGGGCCUGCAAACUACCAAGGCUGGCUGGGUGGUUCUCAACUGGGCUUUCGCCGUGCAUGUCAUAGGCUUCAUUUUCCUCUCGGGCGCGUUCUCCACAAGAUACGCCAUGAAGGUGCAAGAGAGAGGCUGGAAAGAGUGUGUUCCUGUGCUUUGGAAUUGUCUGGACGUGUUUCUGGUGUACCUCACUUUCUCAUGGCUGCGUGGCGUCGUUUCCAUCUCAAUGGAUAGCUCACAUCCUAGUGCGCACUGGAUCAUGACUCAGACUCUCAAGGGCACAUUUGCAUUUCACCAAGCACCAUGGUACCUCUCCGCACUUAUAAUGUGGAGAUUGUCUGCGUUCCUCCACUGGCGCGUACCUGGCAUGCUGGUGUUAUCGCUGUUGAUUGGCGCGCUCUGCCCGUACGAAGCGCUGAAUAAGGCCCACGAUCCAUUCGCAAUCCGCGAGGUAAUGCACUACCUGCCCUUCUUCACACUCGGAAUCCUCUGCGGCCAGGAGAGGCUCGAGCAGAUGAUCGACCUCUGCGGGAAGUGGCGAGCGGUUGUCGGCCUGGUGGUGCUGGCCGGCCUCGCGGCCGUGAUAUGCAUCCCGUUGGGGCCCAUGUUCGACGAUCCCACAUUGCGCUGGGUUCUGCUCAAGAAGGUUGACGCGAGUAGGAGUAGGAUCAGGCCGAUGUGGCGGUCGUGGAAGUUCCCGCCGCGGCCGCAGCCAGACCGAGAUGUUUUCAAUGCCGGCCUAGACUGCUUCGAUCUGGAAGUCGGGGAUCAGCUGGACAACGCCAGGCAGGUCGACGCCGAGGCGACGGACGACUAUCACAAGCAGGUGAAACUGACCCGAGUGAAGAAGACCAUCGAGUACUACAACAGCGCGCAGAGCAUGAUGGAGCUACCGAUCCUGACUGUGCUCGUCGGCAUCUACGACUUCCACUUAUUGCAUCCUAUGCUCGGCGACCCCGUGAAGGCUAGCGAUGGUGACGAGGUGCCGAAGAAGACGCCUAAGCUGGACAAGCUCCUAUCCAAGGAGACCAGCCUCAUAGGCCAAUGCUCUGGGAAACUGCUUGUGAGCAUGAAGGCUUGGCGGAGAGGUGGUGGUGACAGGGGUCCAUGGCGCGUUCUCGACAUGAUGCGCGUCCGAGUCGAGGACCCUGGAGUGAUGCGUUUCGCAUGGAGCCAAACCCUGAGGUUGGCUGGCGCUGUGUUCAGGCGCUACGAGACCAAAUGCUCAUCCAAGCCUUAUGACAUGCAUAUCUUGUCUAUCAGCGGGGCCACUUCUGCAGAGAAAGCGCCUUGCAUCGACCGCCUGAUGGCCGCCGACGACGACGACCUCGACCUGCACAGCCGUGGAGUGCGACAGCUCUUCGUAACGAAGUCUGCGCUGGAGCCCGUGGAAUGCCGAUCGCUUUCGAGGGCGGACUUCGCGACUCACGCCUUCAGCACAGACGCGAUCGAGAGGCCAAAGAAAAAGGCAGUCAGUUCGACCAUGGAGGAGGCCGUUCACUCGCCGCUGGUAGGCCUGCUGAGAGCUCAACAGCACGGCAACGACGGCCAACGUGAGCAACCAGAGGCGGCCAGCACAGAUGCCCCAGCAUUGGUGUCGUCACCAGCGGCGGCGGCAAGAGGGGGUGCCCCAAUCGGGGGCGUCGAGGUUGGUGGCGCCGUCGUACCCAGCGGGGAGCGUCGCGGGCUCUUCGACGACGCAUGCUCUCGGGCAGUUUCGGAAUGCAUGGACCUCCUCCCCACCGAGAGCCCGAUGAUGGACCACUAUCGGCGGUCUGGUCUCAACCCUUACUUCCUGGGGAAAAACAAAUGGAUGCACGCGGCGGCGGACUUGAAAGGGUCGGCCCUGGCAGACGGCGAGAUCGAGCGGGCAACGGAAGACUUUAAACAGUUAUGGGGAAGUGUCGUGGAUACCGAUGUGUACGAGGAGGCUCGCGCAUUGUGGGUGCAGCAGAUGGCGGCCAAAGAACGCGAUGAAGGGGAACCGAACAGAUUCGUGCAGCAGUGGGGAUACGGAAGCGUCGUGUCGCCGAUCACCAGCGCGGAGUUCUGCGAGCAUAUCAGGGAUACUGAGGGGUGGCCACCCGACGCCGACAUCACCGACGUCAACAACCAGCAGAGCCGCGUCACCGCAGAUUUGUCCGUGAACUUCGACGCGGCAAAGGGUGGUGGGGGGGAGGGCAAGUUCAAGAUCGUCCAGAGGGGCUUCGAGCACGUCCUGAGCCAGAUGCAGAGGGACAGAGUAGAAUCCGCCGAUGUCAUGUUCAUGGUCGAGGGCACAACCAUGCAAGAUAAAGGUGGUUUUAGUCGGCUGCUCAUUCAAGUGAUCGGCUCGUGCUUCAACCCUGUUGUCUUCGACUUCGCUCGCCACCAAUCGGAACGAGCAACACUCGCACACGAGAAACCUCUCACUUUCCCUUGUCGGGCGUUCGUGGAGGAGAGGCCAUGCAGGGUGAGCGACAAGUUCAUGGCGGCGCACGCGCAGACGUCCGACGAGUUUGUUCGCGAGCGUUGCAAGCUCUUUUCGUUCAUGGAGCUUUUCGACGUGGAGUGGGACCCUGUCGACGUGGACGGCACUCUCCUGCGGGUGGAGCUGAAGUCCGCGACGUCGCUCGGUUGCUUGUGGAAGGCGGGCUUGACAAAGGCAUUGGGGGCGAAAUCUGCUCAGCGAGACUGCGCAACCGCCUCCAGCUUCACGAAGAUGAAGACCGACGACCCGCCGAACCCUGCGCCGAAGCCCGUGCCCAAGCCGAAGGCCAAGGGCACGCCGAGGGCAGCCGGACGCCCUUCCGAGGGCAAGGCGGUGCUCGUCGACGACGAGAUGGACAUGGUUGAGGACGAGGAGAUGGACAUCGCGAGAGGCGAUGGCAUGGACGAGCUGCUGCUGACAUGGGAGCUUUGGGAGGAGGUCACAGAGCCCAGCGAGUCGGGCUACCUCUAUUUGGGGCUCCGCCAGGCGGUUGGGCAGCAGCACGCCGUGCCUCGUUGUGCAUACGACGCGCUGGCGGCCAAGUAUCGGAUCAAGACGGCGGCCAACAUCAUGCUGAGGAGGCGGAUGAGGAAGUACGAGCAGGAGCUCAAGAACUUGCGCCACGUGAUGACCACCAAGUCCACGCGCAUCCAUGCGAUGGUGACCGCGCCCUUUUUCAGCUGCCCGUGCCAGCUCCACCGCGCGGUCGCCAGGCCCGAGUGGCUGACAGACUUCGACGCGCGGCUGCGAAGGCGAGUGGUGCAGUUGAUUCGUGACCGCGCAGGUGGACACCCGAGUUAA
Molecule: messenger RNA, 3976 nt
Organism: Prorocentrum cordatum
Lineage: Eukaryota; Dinophyceae; Prorocentrales; Prorocentraceae
Source: the annotation of a GenBank genome assembly